Molecule: messenger RNA, 1416 nt
Organism: Indicator indicator
Lineage: Eukaryota; Metazoa; Chordata; Aves; Piciformes; Indicatoridae
Gene: TNFRSF1B
Product: TNF receptor superfamily member 1B
Exons: 10
Biological process (GO): negative regulation of neuroinflammatory response; positive regulation of membrane protein ectodomain proteolysis; intrinsic apoptotic signaling pathway in response to DNA damage
Cellular component (GO): membrane
Molecular function (GO): tumor necrosis factor binding; tumor necrosis factor receptor activity
Source: RefSeq, a predicted model, not a curated record
AUGGGGCCGCGCUGGACGCUGCUGGCCGCGCUCCUGCAGGCUGUGGGCAGUCGGGUGAAUUUUUCCAUUAAUUUCUCCUAGGAACCACAGUCUGCACAAUGCAAAGACCCCAUCGCUGAAUUCUAUGAUGAAGGACUUAAUAAAUGUUGCAGCCGGUGCCCUCCAGGUGAAUAUAGAACAGAGCGCUGCAGUCACACAGUGGACACAAAGUGCAGUCCCUGUAGACCCAAUACCUAUACAGCAGUCUGGAAUCAGUCUCCUCAGUGCUUUGCCUGCUCACCACCCUGCAGGAAAGGAUUUGUGCAGAAUCAAGCAUGCACUAGGUCGCAGGACAGAAUCUGUAGCUGCCCACCCAAUGAGUACUGCACUUUGAAAAUAUCUGAGAACUGCAAAAUAUGCCAAGUGCACAGCAAGUGUGGAAAAGGUUACCGAGUUUCCAGAAGAGGGACAGAUAGCACAGAUACAGAGUGUAAACCUUGUCCUCCUGGCACCUUUUCACACGAGGAAUCUUACGAUACCAGCUGUAUACCACACACAGUUUGUAAAUCAGUGGCUGUUCCUGGAAACAGCAUCAAUGACACUGUUUGCAGCGACUCAGGAAUAGCAGUUGCCACAGCUCUACCUCGAACUAUUUUGAACCUGCUCCUGACCCAAAGCUCAGCUUCCAAUCAGCCUGAAAUAAUAACUCGACCUGUCAUUUUAAAUUCUGUACCUGAGAUGUCUCACAUCAUUGGAUCAGUAGCAGGGCCAUUGUUACUGGUCUUGAUAAUCGCUGGUUUGGGAUUCUGCUUAGUCUCCAAAAAGAAAGCCCCUGUAUACUCUGCCCCGACUACAGAAGCAGAUUCGUCUUCUUCCCCUACAGAAAAAGAGCGUGACAAAAAAGUAAGAAAUACAGGAUUGCAAAACUCCAGCAGUUCUGAACAGGAGGAACAGCAUCCCUUGGAAACUUCUGGAUUUAUCAGUAGCUCCCUGAAUAAUUCAACCGGAUCUGCAAGAGUCACUGCAAUAAGUAACAAGAACAAUGGAAGGAAAGCAACAGAAGGUUUUCAGCAGCAGCAUUCAACUGCAGACCAUUGUAAGCUUCACAGCAGAGAUAGACACAGCUCUGCAAGUUCAGAACAUUCUGGUAAUGGAGGAACACAGGUGAAUGUGACUUGUAUUGUUAAAGUGUGUAGUCCAGACUGCAGUUCCCAGUUCCCAGAACAGCCUAGUUCAACUAGCGGAGAUUGUGGCAACACUCCCUAUCAUUCCCCAACAGGGGAAGAGAUUCCCUUUUCGAAAGAAGAAAACCUCUUGAAAAAUGAAACUGAAAUUUGGAUCUCAAUGGAAAAUGAGGACAACUUACUUCGAGACUUGCUUCCAACAGAAAAGAAGUUCCCUCAGGGCAUUCAAGAUGUGAAGAUGAAAACCAGUUAA